Populus trichocarpa (black cottonwood) is the source of this 957-nucleotide messenger RNA. RefSeq names its product lysine-rich arabinogalactan protein 18. Lineage: Eukaryota; Viridiplantae; Streptophyta; Magnoliopsida; Malpighiales; Salicaceae. Bases 68 to 694 code for a protein of 208 amino acids. Gene Ontology annotation, cellular component: plasma membrane. The record is from RefSeq and is a predicted model, not a curated record. The transcript is spliced from 2 exons.
GCCAGCCUACAUCACCAAGUUCUCAUUCUCGAUUCUCGCAUCCUCCACCUCUCUUCUCUCUUAAAAAAUGGAUCGGAAUGGCAUGCUUGGAUUGGCACUGCUGUGCAUUAUUAUCGCCGGUGUCGGUGGUCAAGCACCGGCUGCGACACCGACAUCAACUCCCGCGACUCCAACAACUCCUGCCGUGCCAGUAGCAGCACCAACAAAACCUACAACACCAGCUCCCGUAUCAUCACCACCUGCGGCAACACCAGCAGCUUCUCCACCGAAACAGACGGUUUCAGUUCCAGUUGCGGCUCCAUUGGCCACACCACCUCCAUCCGCGACUCCAGUUAGCUCCCCACCGACUCCAGUUCCUGUUAGUUCUCCACCAGCAAAAUCUCCUCCGUCUCCUGAGCCUGUUGCUUCCCCAACUAGUGCUCCACCGGCAAGCACUCCAGUUGCUCCACCGACCGCAGAGGUCCCUGCUCCUUCUCAUAGUAAAAAGAAGCCAAAGAAGCACCAAGCACCAGCUCCUGGUCCGGCAUUGUUGAGCCCACCAGCACCACCAACGGAGGCCCCUGGACCUAGUGCUGAAUCUGUCUCUCCUGGUCCUUCUCUCUCUGACAACAGUGGAGCGGAAACAAUAAGAUGCUUGCAGAAGAUGGCAGGAGGUUUGGCAUUGGGAUGGGGUCUGCUUGCUUUGAUCUUCUAGAGAGAGAGAGGGAGAAGAUGUUUUCAUCAUAUUACUUCUGUAAUAUUAUUAUUUUAAUCUUUUGUCCCCCAUGUUCUCUUAAUUAUUUCGGGCUCAUCACAUCUGAUAUAUUUUUAAUUUCACAUUUUUUGGUUAAAUUAUUUUUGUCACUCCCCGGCUUGCGGUUUGGUUUCGGGGGGUGACGACAUUUGCUUUGUAUCUCGUAGUUUUCUAUUCAUUACCUUUAUCUUUUUGCGAUUAUUAUAGGUAUGGUGAUUCUCUGA